Messenger RNA from Condylostylus longicornis, 1636 nucleotides. RefSeq names its product ras-related protein Rab-40C (gene Rab40). Gene Ontology annotation, biological process: protein localization to plasma membrane; intracellular signal transduction. Gene Ontology annotation, molecular function: GTPase activity; GTP binding. Gene Ontology annotation, cellular component: plasma membrane; synaptic vesicle; endosome. The record is from RefSeq and is a predicted model, not a curated record. The transcript is spliced from 5 exons. Lineage: Eukaryota; Metazoa; Arthropoda; Insecta; Diptera; Dolichopodidae. The coding region runs from base 426 to 1196 and encodes 256 amino acids.
AUUUAAUAAUUGAUUUAGUUAUUAAUCUACAAUUUAAUAACAAAUAUAUUUAUUGUGUUUGUGUAUUUUAAUAAAAUCAAAACAAAUUUAAAGAUAAGAGAACUAAAAUAAUGAAAUAUAAAACUAUAAAAAUUUUACGCCCAUUCAAUUGCGUUUAUCGUUUCCAGUGCAAUUUUACAAACAAAAAGAUUCGACCUUGUGGUGUUUAAAAUAAAUAUUUAUUUAAACAAGAAACAUUUUUGGUGAUAAAAACUUUUAUAAAUACUGAAUUACUAAGAAAAUUAAUAGUUUAUGGGUAAUUUAAAAAAAAUAUAUUGAAUGAUUUUUGGGGCAAAAUUAGCCAUUGAUGAAAUUUACAAAAUCGCAAUUGAAAUUUAAUUAUAAAAAAAUAUUUUAUGAACUAAAAGACUAUAGUCGCUGAUCUGAUGAAAAUGGCGAAAGAUUAUGAUUAUUUACUUAAAGUUUUAUUAGUUGGAGAUAGUGAUGUUGGAAAACAUGAAAUCUUAUCUGGUUUAGAAGAUGGAUCUUCCGAAAGUCCUUUUUGUAGUGGAACUGCAUAUAAGACCACUACAAUACUCUUAGAAGGCAAAAGAGUCAAAUUGCAAUUAUGGGAUACUUCAGGACAAGGAAGGUUCUGUACUAUAAUUAGAUCAUAUUCGCGAGGUGCACAAGGAAUUAUACUUGUCUAUGACAUUACAAAUAAAUGGAGUUUUGAUGGAAUUGAUCGUUGGCUUAAAGAGGUAGAAGAGCAUGCACCUGGUGUACCGAAAGUUCUAGUUGGUAACCGUUUGCAUUUAGCAUUUAAACGACAGGUUGCUGCUAAAACAGCUGAACUUUAUGCUUCAAGAAAUAAUAUGGCGUGUUUUGAAAUAUCACCAUUAUGUGACUUUAAUAUAAGAGAAUCAUUUUGUGAGUUGGCUAGGAUGGCAUUACAUCGAAAUGGUAUGGAGAGAAUUUUACGAAGCAAUAAAGUAUUAUCAUUGCAAGAACUAUGCUGCCGAACAAUUGUUAGACGAACUAGUGUAUACGCUAUAGAUACGCUACCACUACCUCCGUCAGUAAAAUCAAAUUUGAAAUCAUAUGCGUUAACGACAUCACAAUGCUUUAAUACAUUAUCACAUUCAACUAAAAAUAGUAAACGAUGCAAAACACCAACUCAAAGUAGUAAUUCAAGAAAUAGCUGUUGUGUUUCGUGAUUUAUUUUCCUACCACAGUUUUCUAAUCGUAAUGCUACUUCUAAUAAUACUUUUUAAAAUAAAAUGAAAAAAUUAAGUAUGUAAUAAAUAUUGAUAAUGAAAAUAAGAUUUUUACAACAAUGAUAACAUUAAAAAUAUAUUAACAUAAACAUGUGAGUAAUAUUUAAAAUUUUAAAUACAAAGAUAUGUAAAUUUUAUAUUCCGAUACCCUUUCGAUUCAUGGAUUUGCCAGUGAAUAGGCUUAAUAAAAAAAGAAAAUCUUUUGUUUUACUGUAUUUUUUUUUAAAAGUUUCAAAAAAAUAUCAUAAUUUUUAAUCUGGAAAUAUAAAUACAAUCAAUAUAACUAAUUUUAAAAACAUAAUACAUUUAUUUCUCAUGAUUCAUACAGGAAAUAAUAAUGCUAUAUGUAUACAUGUACAUAUUUAAAUGCCUUAGUUAAA